Molecule: messenger RNA, 948 nt
Organism: Paramecium primaurelia
Lineage: Eukaryota; Ciliophora; Oligohymenophorea; Peniculida; Parameciidae
Source: the annotation of a GenBank genome assembly
AUGUAUAAACUUCUUGCUCUUUCUAUAGGAUCAAUUAGUUUGAUAGCAGGAAAAUUAAAAAUAAUGGGAGGUAUUAACUAUUUUAAAACCCAUGAAGAAGUAUGAUUAAAAAUAAAUAAGAUUUCAUUGGAUGAUAAAACUAUAUUGAUAACAGGUGGAACAGAUGGGAUUGGAUGGGAAACUGCAAAAAAGUUAGCAAAAGCAAAAUGUGUAAUUAUUGCAGGAAGAAAUGUUGAAAGAAUAAAAUCUUAAUUAAUUAAUUACAAAAAUAUCAAAUAUAUGUACUUAGACUUGAAUGAUUUGGAUAAGGUUUAGGAAUUCUGUUAGGAAUUUAAAAAUACUUAUGAAAAGUUAGAUAUUUUGAUUAACAAUGCAGGAAUUUAUAAUUUAGAGUUGAAAUACACUAUAUAAGGAUUUGAAUAGAAUUUUGGUGUUAAUUAUUUAUCUCCUUUUUUGUUAACCUAUAAUUUGCUUGAUCGCAUUCCAAAUGAAUAAGAAUCAAGGAUUAUAUUUGUUGCUUCACGUGCCCAUUUAAACUCUCCUCGCUAGGUUGAUUUCAAUUACUAUUUAAAUCAAGAAUCUAUACCAUAUUCAUGGUAUAAAAUUUAUGCCAUUUCUAAGUUAGCUAAUGUAUAUCAAGCAUCUUCAUUUGCUAACAACCUAAAGAACACUAAGAUUAAGGUUUACACUUUACAUCCUGGCGUUGUUCGAACUAAUAUGCUUAAUUAAUUUUAGUUUUUUUCAUUUUUAGCUCCUAUGAUAUGGUAUUUCACAAAGACUCCUGAAUAAGGAUCAGUAACUUCAACAUUUUUAGCUACAUAACCAAAUCAAAAAUUAAAAAAUGGAUAUUAUUAUAAAGAUUGUGUUCCAAAGUAUCUAAAAGAAGACAAUAAUGUAUUGUUUGAGUAAACAAUUAAGUUACUUCAAAAGCUUGGUUAUAUUAAAUGA